Molecule: messenger RNA, 4299 nt
Organism: Paramisgurnus dabryanus
Lineage: Eukaryota; Metazoa; Chordata; Actinopteri; Cypriniformes; Cobitidae
Product: transforming protein RhoA-like
Biological process (GO): small GTPase-mediated signal transduction
Molecular function (GO): GTPase activity; GTP binding
Source: RefSeq, a predicted model, not a curated record
AGAGAGAAGGAGAUCUCUGCAUACUUGGGAAAAGACCGAAAGUCAUUACUUCCUCAGAGCACAACAACAAGAAAACGAUGAGACUCUUUCGUAAGAAACUUGUUAUAGUUGGUGAUGGAGGCUGUGGAAAGACCUGUUUACUUAUUCAAUUUAGUAAAGAUCGGUUUCCUGAACUUCCUGAACACUUGCCCACAGUGUUUGAGAACUAUGUUGCAGACAUUGAGCUUGAUGGAAAAGGGGUAGAGCUUGAGUUGUGUGACACUGCUGAAAAGGAGGAUUAUGAUCAAUUACGGCCUCUCUCAUACACUGACACAGAUGUCAUUCUUAUGUGCUUUUCCAUCGACAAUCCUGAUAGUUUGGAGAACAUUCCAGAAAAGUGGACGCCAGAGGUAAAGCAGUUCUGUCCGAAUGUACCCAUCAUCCUUGUGGGUACCAAAAAGGAUCUCCGAAAUGAUCAGCAUACACGACAGGAACUUGCCAAAAUGAAACAGGAGCCUGUGAAACCCGAGGAAGUACGAGACAUGGCCAACCGAAUCAAUGCCUUCGGUUAUGUAGAAUGCGCAGCCAAGACAAAAGCUGGUGUGAGAGAGGUUUUUGAGAUGGCCACCAGAGCAGCACUGAAAGCGAAGAAAGGUGACAAAAAGACUGGCUGUUUACUCCUAUAAAAACCUGUAGAAGAACAGGUAUCAGUUAACACAACCCAGGAUUAAGACUUAAGAACAGGGAGGGGGGUGGGAGAAACCUAACAUUCGUGUCCUCGUACAGUUGGCGUACCGGGACAGUGUGCAGGGAUGUGAUUUUUCCGGAUUAAUCCGGAAUUCCGGAUUUUCCGACCUGAAAAUGUGACCUACGUGAAUCAUGCAGAUAUGUAAAAAAAAAAAAAAUAAGGGGGGAGGGGGGUAUCUCACAGCCGUCGCCAUGGUAACCCGGGACGGAACCACAAUCGCCGUCCCCGCGCAACAGGGCCACACCGGUGGCAGAUGACAAAGAGAUGCAUUUUCCUUCCUUUCCAAGUAUCAACAAGGACGUGUUUCUGACCGUUCGCAAAUGGCGGAUGGCGAAGUAUGAUUGUAUUCACCAAUCAGACCCGAUCGUUUAUCUCCUCUCUUCUCCUCAUUUGCGACGUUUGGCUGUCACUCGCGUGACGCGAAACAAAGCGGCAAACAUAUAGCUACACGUCGGUUUACUUGGUGGAUUUGGAGCAGCAAUUUUCACAGAAAUGAUAGGAAAAACGAGCGCCAUUGCAGAAUAUCCUGGUGGCGACUGAGAGAGGGACGAUGCAACAAUAUUGGUUCCGAAAAAAGGCAAGGAAAUAAGUUACCUCAUCGAGCCUGGUUUAACCUAACUGAGCAUUACAUUCGUGCAUGAAACCUGAUCGACGAACACGGAGGGACGGGAAUCGCGGGACGGAGUGUUUCUUCAGGCUCCGGCGUGAAUAUAAAUUUCUCUUCUAAAGUUCGGUAAAAACACAUAAAUGGCUUAAAAUCUUGUUUAAGAAUCUGUUUUAUAAUGAGAAUCUCUCUUUCAACGCGCCUACGUGUGUUUGUGCCGCGUGACAGCCGAUUUGAAUCUGACAGAGUUCGUCACUGUACAUUAAAAAAUCCCACACAGACAUUACAGCGUAAAUGCUAGGAUUAAGAUUGAUUUUAUAUAUAACAGAUAAUCUAGAUACAUUUACCCUAAUAAGUUUUUAAAAACAUGGUAAUGUUUUAAUGCCAGACAAUCAUUGAAAUGAGGGAAAAAUGAAGAGAAAGGCAGCAGAUAUAGCAUCCUUCUUCAGAAAGAGUAGCAAGAAGCAGCCAAACAAAUCUUAGUAAAAUACAUUAAAGUAGCCUUCAAAAUUCACAUGAUUCACAUGAAAAAACAUGGAGGUUGAAUUAUGACUAUAAAUUGUAUGUUAAUCUCAAUUCAUUUUAAUAAAAAUUAAAUUAUUGUAGCAAUUGUAUGUUACAUUAUUCUGAUUAACACACUAUAAUACUUAAAAGUAUUUUAAGGUUGGAUGAUAGAGAUUUUAUAUGCCACCCCAGAGUAACUGCUGGCCCCUGCCUGGCCACCCCUAUGAAAAAAUCCCUUGGUCUGCCACUGAUUAGCAAAACUCAAAAAAUAAAUUAUAUUAUAAAUCUUUACCCGGACAAGUGACUUUUGUGCAUGGACAAGUGAAACACAAAUGUACUUGUCCGAAGGACAAGUUCCUCAAAAAGUUAAUGUCAAGCCCUGAUAAACAUAUUACAACAAUUUACGAUUAACUAAGAAUAAUAGUAAACUUCAUUAUUGUUAAUAUUGUGACUCUUGAUGAGUCUUGAUGACGUAUGCAGCUUAGAAAUGCGACCUCCGGAAGGCUGCAGACUUAGGAUUGAGAAACGGCCUCUGUAUCAUCAUUUGUUUCAAAGGUUUCGUGUGUUUAAAGUUUUAAGGUUGACAAGUUUGAUUAAAAUAAAUAGCACCUGCACUUUUUUUGUACAAUUACUUCUAUUUAUUAGUGUCAACCUUCUAUUGUUCAUGUUUAACAGCUAACAAAGUUACUCAUCUACAGGGGUCUAAAAUUAGAAAAAGAGACCUUUAAGACACUUUAUUAUAACUAAUGGUCCUGUGUAGCACAUUUUACAGAUAUUUGUAUUAAAAUAAUACUCUGGUAAAAAUAGAAGUACUGAUUUAACUUCUUUACUCAAGUAAAAGUAUCAAAGUACAGGCUUGGAAAUUUAUUUAAAGUAUAAAAUUAAAAGUAGCCAUGCCUUUAGUUCUUUAUAAGCCAUUGCCUACAUUUUAUUUGGAUGUCGGCAAAAUAGGCCUUCUUUUGACAUGAACAUUUGCAUGUUGCACAUUUAGCUGUUAAAGUUGGGUAAAAAUGCAAAACAAAAAUAAGUUAAAACAUAUUUUUUAUCAUGGUUGUUGAUAUAGAGAGAGGUGGUGAUGGAGCAGUGGACAAGACACUUGCUUUUGAUUCCCACUGUUACACAUCCACCAAAUAAGUUGUUAUGUGUCAUACUGUACAAAAAAGUAGCAUGUUGCACAUCUAGCUGUAAAAUGAAUUAAAAUGUGUUUUUUUGUUCAAAUAAGUUGUUAUGGGUCCUACUUUACUAUCCGUAUAGAUCCGCCACCAGUUUGAUUGGCGUGUGUGUGUGUGGGGGGGUCUCAAAAUAUUUUCCUGCUUUUUUGUCCUUAGCCAAUCACAUGCCUGAGUGUGUCAAGAAGACUAACCAGGAGAAACCAAUGGACAGACUUUGGGAACAGCUGUGAAACUGGUGACUUUAUUGUCUGUCAUUACAUGAGAUCGGGGUUAUGAGUUUUCUGGUCACGCCAAGCAAAAUUUAUACCUAAGGUAUUUGUUAUAGUCAUAUUGCUUUUUCCCUUUUUUAAGCCCCGGAUAUGUUUUAUAAAACCGUUCUCUGAUCAGUGUUCUUUUUUAGGUUUACCCUCCUGUCUUUAGCAAUCGUUUUGUGUGUGACAGAUUGUAUGUAAGUUCGUAUAUUAAAGAAACAGUAUGUAGGAUUGUGGCCAAAACUGGUACUGCAAUCACACAACUGGUGGCCAAUACACAAAAUGACAACAUAAACAUCAGUUGAGGGCUGCAACUCCACUUUUUAAAUGUCAAUAUCCUGGCCGGACCACUGUUGUCAGUGAUAUAAGUAUAUGAAAUGAAAAUGAUUUCUUAAUGUCUAGUGACGACAUCAGGGCCAUUUUUUUAUUAAUUGAUAUAAAUUUCUUACAUACUGUUCCUUUAAUGUUUGUGUGAAUGAACACACAGAAUGUGUCUCUUUGUUAUAUACGAAUCUAUCUGGAUGGCUUUAUUCUGUUUGUAUAUCAUGUUGAAGGAUCCUCACGUUCAGAAUGUUUUUAUUAUUGUUUUUUUAAUCUUUAAUCAUUUAUUUACAUAAUCAUUUUAUAAUCAUUAGUUAUUAUCCAUUUAAUUAUUGUAUUUGAUAACUUAAUAUUGUUUUAUCAUUAUCAAUUUCAUUAUUAUCAUUUUUAUUAUUACAUUUAUUCAUUUAUUUAUGUAUUCAUUAUUCAUUUAUUCAUUCAUUAUUAUAUUUCUAUAUUUUAUUAUAUCAUUCAUGAAUUCAUUGUAUUUCUAUAUUUUAUAUGUCUCUUGGUGGUUCAGUUUCACAUUUGGGAAGUUUCAUAUAGCUGUUCUGUCUGUGUAAAUAGAAUGUUAAUGGAAGCCCAAGGCCUAUAGGAUGUUACAGCUAAGCAAUUUUGAUAUAACAGUGCAUGCUGAAUUCCUGGGUAGACGAGGUUUGAACAUUGAGGCAUAUGCAACUGAAACUAAACUGUCCAUCAAUAAAACUCUGUUCUAUUUUA